Molecule: messenger RNA, 587 nt
Organism: Ahaetulla prasina
Lineage: Eukaryota; Metazoa; Chordata; Lepidosauria; Squamata; Colubridae
Gene: NDUFAF4
Product: NADH:ubiquinone oxidoreductase complex assembly factor 4
Exons: 3
Coding region: 60-572 (170 amino acids)
Biological process (GO): mitochondrial respiratory chain complex I assembly
Cellular component (GO): mitochondrion
Source: RefSeq, a predicted model, not a curated record
UUCUGCGCAAAGGCCAGGCUGACACCUUCCCCGACGCGUUGUGUUUGUGAGCCGGUGCGAUGGGCGGCAGGGUGACCCGCGUGCUUAGCAAGUUUAACUUGGAGAGCCGAGCGCACCGGGAAAUCAGCAAGAAGAAACCCAGGGUUGCCCCGCGCCACCCCGGCCCAGCCGAACCGGAUUGGUCUGCCAAUUUCCAAGAAGAGAUAAAGAAAAAAGAUGAAAAGCUUCUUACUUUCUUGAAGGAUGUCUAUGUUGAUUCCACUGAUCCAAGCUUGCAAAGGAAAAAAAAAGGGAGAAAUCUCCCUCAUAAGGAGGAGGAUUACAGGCCGGUAAUAGAUGGACAGUUCAAUUAUCAGGACAUUCAGACUGUUCCCAAAGGCAAAAUCUUGAUAGAGGAAGCUUUGACUCUUCUCAACCAUCAUCAGCGCUCUCCAGAGACAUGGACUGCUGAGAAAAUAGCAGAGAAAUAUUCUCUAGAACUGAAGGAUGUGAAUAGCCUUUUAACAUUCUUCAUCCCGUUUGUUAUGGAUUUCCUUCCUUACAAAGACCAGAAAACCCUGGACUCCAAAUAAAAAUUGCAAACACAA